AUGAAUUCAGUUGUUAAUGCUGUAAAUUUGUUAUUUCAAACUUAUUACGCUUUCGACUGCGCAUACCCAAAAAAAACUGAGUCGUUAUUUAUUUUUCUUGAAAUCGCUUUUUAUAACAUUAUUUUGAGUACUGAUAACUGUAAUAGAUCAGUAAAUAAUACAUUAGUUGGUGAAAUUGAAAGGAAAUUCAGCUUACUUGCUGAGCAAGAAAACCUAGAAAAUAAUGAAGGAGAAGUGGAUAAAGAAGAAGCAUAUGCAAUCAUUAACAAACAAUUGCGAAAUCUCAGACGACAUGAAAAUAACAUCAACUCUGCUUCUACCAGUAGUCAUACUCCGAUUACUUCACAAGAUCAGGAAGAACAAACUGUCAUGGAUGAAAUAAAUUUUCCUUAUUUUGAUGAUAUAGAUACAGAAAAUUUAAACUCUGACGAUGGUGAAUCUGUGAAUAAUUUUCAGACACAUGAUAUUAUUGAACCAUCUCAAGAUGAUAUCAUAGAACCUUCUAAACUCAAUACCAUGAAACCUUCAGUCAUGUUUGCAGCUAAACUUCAUAGUUUUCUUGAUAUUCCUCGGACCAAAGUAGAAAGUAUUAUUCGUGACGCUGAUAUAUUUUUACAAAAUUCAUUACAAAAUUUGAAAAAUAAUGUUCUUCAAGCAACUUCAUUGGAUGAUAAAAAAAUAAUGGAAAAAAUUGAAGAAGUUUUUAAGCAAAGUAAAUCUUCAUUUGAGGAAAUAAAGACUGAGCAACUUUGUUUAAGAAAAUUUAAGGAGUGUAAUACUUUUAUAGAACCAAUAGCCUAUUGUUUCGGAGAACGUGAAAAGUUUGUUCACGAAGAAAACCAUCAAGUCUUGAAACUCAUUCUAGUUACUGCUCAAUUUAUUUUGAUUCGACAUGUAUUUCAAAAACUUUUUGAAAUUCCUGGACUUCUCGACGCAACCAUGGAAUAUAAAAAAGGCAUAACAAUUGACCUUUCUGGAGAACAAGUUAAGAUAUACUUCAAAUUAGCGUUGAUAACUGGUGAUAACUUGGGUGUAUACUCGAUGUUAGGAUUUACUGAAAGUUUUAAUUCAUCAUCAUUUUGUAAGUUUUGCAAAGUAAAGAAAAUUGAAUUCAAAAAAAUUUUUCGUGAAAAACUAAAAUUAAUUAUAACGACGAUCUCUUAUCAAACAAUACAGAUUGAGGAAUCAAUGAACCUUGCUUGUAUUUUUCACGAUGUCCCUGUUUUUCACGUAACCAAAAAUUUAUCAGUUGACAUCAUGCAUGAUGUUUUGGAGGGUAUUUAUGAGUAUCAUUUAGGUCUCAUCUUGUUAGAUUUGAUCAAAACAAAAGAAUUAUCUACUCUACAAUAUGCAAAUAUCCUUAUUAAAGAGAUGCUGUGUUUGGUGAGACAUUUUUCUUUAAUAUUCGGAUGUUUUGUACCGCAAGAUGAUGCAGUAUGGGAAUCACUGAUACAUCUUAAACAACUAGUAGAGAUGUUGAUUUAUUCUAAUCAUGAUGCUUAUUUUUCCUAUGUUUUAAAGGAUAAAGUAACUGAGUACUUAGAAUUAUUAGAUUCCUCAUUUCCUGAUAGCUUGAAACCUAAACAUCAUUUAUUAUUAUAUUACGGUAGAACUUUUUCAGUUUCUGGGCCACUCGUAGACCAAUGGGGUAUGCGUGAUGAAGGCAAAAAUAGGGAAGAAAAAAUUAUAUCCCAUGCAGCUACUUGUCGUAUCAACGUAUGCCGUACAAUAAUGAUUAAGAAUCAGCUUAAGUUGAAUUAUCGUCUGUUGCCAAAUAAAUAUACAUCAACAUAUCAUUCUGAAAAUGAUAUCGAAGAAGUUUUAACUACUUCAUUGGCCGAAUUUGAUUUUUACCAAAAUUUGGUCUCUUCAUAUUUAAAAUAUAUUCGAACUGUCAAAAAAUAUGUUUUGAAUUAG
Molecule: messenger RNA, 1917 nt
Organism: Cotesia congregata
Lineage: Eukaryota; Metazoa; Arthropoda; Insecta; Hymenoptera; Braconidae
Source: the annotation of a GenBank genome assembly